CACAAAAUAUAUGCGCAGGCAAGGUUGAUCGAGAUCGAAAGAGCAACAAGAAACAAUAUGUAGGAAGUAGGAAGUUACAAUACCUUGCCUUGGAAACUUUCCUCAGUCAUGUCGCUCAGGGAAGCAAUAUUCCUUCUCCGCGAUGCCACUUUUGGUGCCGGGACAGCUUUUCGCAGCACAAUUGUUCGCGUUUGCUUGUCAUGUUGUACUGUGCUUGCCCUGGUUUGGGUAGCAGUGAUGAUGUACGUGAGCUUCUACUACGCUUACAUGCCAACAGUCCGACAUGCAGAGCCCGUAUAUCUUCAGUUCGCAUCGGAUUGUGAAACUGGAAUAUGUUCCUAUCCAGAGGCUAACGUCUCGUUGAGCAAAGGCGAAAGGAUUUUGAUGAGGGGUCAGAAAUACCAAGUCUUUUUGGACCUGGAAAUGCCUCACUCUCCUGUCAAUGAAAAACUAGGCAUGUUCAUGGUGAAUGUCAAGUUCUAUUCAAGCUCUGGGUCUGUUGUAGCCAAAUCUUCAAGAUCUAGUAUGCUGCACUUUAAAUCUGGUCUUCAUCAAAUGAUCUACACAGUCUUCAUGUCAUUCCCUCUCAUGUUUGGCUUCAGUGAAGAAAAACAGAUUGUUCCUGUUCGACUUUUUGAAAACUAUGUGGAUGAUUCGUAUCACCCAGCUGUCACCAUUAAUAUCAACAUCGCAGCCAAGCACAUAGAAUUCUACAGUGCGUCUUUAAGGAUAGAAGCACAGUUCACUGGUUUAAGACACAUCUUAUUUGCUUGGCCUGCCACCUCUGCACUGGUCAUCAUCACCGCAAACUUCAUCGUCGUCAGCUUCAUCUUUUUCUUUGCCUACACCGCUUUUGUCCCAGAACCCUCCGAAGACAUAUGCCGCCCCCUUAGCCCUGCCCUAGCCGUCACAACCAGCCCAAGCAACGCCCGCCGUCGUUUCUUUGGCUUUGAAACCGAACCUCCACAGGCCUCCCGUCAGUGUUCUCCGCCAUCUCGCACUGGUAGGUCCAAAACCAUUCACAAACGCCCUCGCAUGACUCAACCAGAUUCUCGUAAUGUGUCGUCCACCAGCCGUGAUAAAUCGUCCCCAGAUGAGUCCUCCGCGCGUGGAUUUACGCGACCUGACGGUUAUUUGCCGUUUAGGUGGAGAACCCGUGCAGCGCAUCCAAGCCAGCAUCACACAAAUCUUCAUGCGACUGUACGUCGUGCAUCCGGAGAGAUCGGUCGAGGUGGUCAGGCUGGGCCUGGUGGUCUUCCUGUGGUGCGCAAUGCGGACAACGAACUUACUGGCGGGGGUCCUGUGGAAGAUGUUGGACGCGGCAUACAACACGCGGGCAUUCCUUUGGACCACAGCUGGCACCGUGGAAAUAGAGGAAAUCAACGAGAGUCCAAAUCCAGGACCCUCACAACUUCGCGAUCGAUGACGGAUGCGAGGUUUCUGCUAGAGAAUACGCAUGACAAUGAUAGGGGGACGCCGAUGAGGACUCGCUCGGAAGAGAGCCUGGUAUGGGGCGGCGGCGGCGAGGCCACCAGGCCUUAUAUCAUCAUAGACCCUGACACUGGAAAACAUUACACAAGUUUUGCCGCAUACCAGGAAGACCGGAUCGGAUUACCUGGAAAAGCGUCGGGUCCUGACAAGGCCGACGACGGCAGCAUUGAACCUGAGGACGUUGAAAGUCAUUCCGAAAAUAGCUCCGUUCAAGACGGAGGGACUACAGUUGGAAACAAGUGGGCACCUAUUCAUAGGGUGCCUGAUGGCGCAGAUGGCGGCUCGGCCUCUUCGUUAAAUGGGCCUGCUGGGACCUCGAACGAAAGAGCCGAGUUUGGGAGUCCAGCACUGAGGAAACGUUCUUUGAAACGAAGUCGUCAAAAGAUUGGAUUGUCGUUUAGAAAAAUGCUAUCUUUGAGAUAGGUAGACAAAUUAUUAAAAAGGAUGUUAUAUUUGAUCAAAAGAAUCGAGGACGUGUUAGAAAACUAACCUUACUUUUAACGACCAAUAAAAACGCAAUGGAUUCUAAAAGUAUAAGGGAAAUAAAAAACAUUUAUUAAGCUGAAAUUUGUUUUUUUAUACGAGAGUCGAUCGAAACUAUUGUGCGUUUAAUAAAAAGACGUCGACGUCUGUGUGAA
Molecule: messenger RNA, 2129 nt
Organism: Nematostella vectensis (starlet sea anemone)
Lineage: Eukaryota; Metazoa; Cnidaria; Anthozoa; Actiniaria; Edwardsiidae
Exons: 7
Coding region: 109-1914 (601 amino acids)
Biological process (GO): lipid droplet organization; lipid storage
Cellular component (GO): endoplasmic reticulum membrane
Source: RefSeq, a predicted model, not a curated record